GCUGAGGUUAGAGUUUGGUUAGAGCUGGGAUGUCAAUCCUAAGACUCCUGCUCAAAGAUGAAGAAAUUAAGAGCAGCCGAUGUGUGAGAGUUGAUUCAUCAUCUUUUUGAGAGUAAGUCGUUCUGCACUCGUCCAGUCAGCUGCACAGGAGACUGAAGGAGAGGUCCCUGCCCCCACUGCACAUUAUAAACUCCUACCUAACAAGAACAAUCUGUGUGCAGGCCAGAGAGCGCAGACACUCUUGGGGGAAACUAAAGGGGGGAGGAGAACAGAGGAGAGGCAGAAGGAGGGAUUUGUCGUUCUGGUUAAUGACAUCUUUUUUGUGGCUGCCCAGACAGAUCUGCAGCCUGAAAUCUGAAACUGCAGAAGUGGCGUGGCUUGGCCAGCUUUUGCCACUCUUUGCUGUGCUCCGUCUCACUCUCUCAGUUCACUUUUUCCACGUUGGUUACAGCCAUCCUCGAUCUGAGGCGACUCCAGUGGAGCCACUUCUUCUGCAACUGUGGACGGUGAGUCCAUUUCUCAUUUUCACUUUGUUUUCCUGCAAAAUAAACAUAAAACUGGAAUUGAGAGUUUCUUUAAAUUGUUUUGUACUUGCAUGUAAGUGAAGUUACAGCAUCAUGAUGCCUUCAGGGCAGCAUCCAGCCACAGGAAAUAAGGAGCAUGAUUAUCAAAGUAAAAGACACUUUAGCUUCAGCUUUGAAGACAGAAUCUGGGUCAUGUUGUUUUUUGAUGUUUUGAUCAUUUUUUAAAAUCUGCUGACUUGAGAUUCCUUCCAUGUGUGUAUGUCUCUGUCUGUGUGCAUAUGGCGGCCUUAUGUGGGUAUGUUUAUGUGUCUGAUUGUACGGGCAUGUGUGGCGGUGUAUAUUUGGUCUAGGGUUAGUGUGUGAUUAAUUUUGAAAAAAAAAAAAAAAACAGCUCCCACUCCCCCUCUUUUUCCAGAUGAGAGCAGUUUCAUGUUGCCCAGCUUGCACACAGAUGAAGAAGAAUGAGGAUAAGAGUAUGUAAACUGCUGCCAGCUUACACACAGAUUUUGCCAGGAGCUGAAACAGAAAGAUAAACAGAAAUCGCAAAAGUUUAAGAGGUCAGCACACCAGAUUCUGCCAAAUUAAUUUCUAUACAUUGCCUGUAAUAUCUGUCUUUAUAGGCCUUCUCAUAGGAUUGAGGUGCUUUCAUGGAUUUAAAGCUCCUGUGAGGGCAUCUGUUUGUGCUGAUUUUGGCACCCUCCUGUGGACAUAGCAAUAUCUCUUGUAAACAUGUGAAAGGAUGUUUUUGACCAAACAUCCUGUCAACUUUUCGGUGUAAAAUGGCGGGUUAAAAAGCUGACUCUGCAGUGUGUACACCUACUCCCACAGCAGCAGCUUAACAUGUAAGAUAUAAAACCUUCUGUUGUACUAGGAGUCCAAAAACAGCAGUCCUCUGUCCAAUUCAAUGGAAAACAUGAAAUUUUGAAAAGCACAUUGCCUCAUAAUUUAAAGGGAUAGUUCAGUUUAUUUAAAGUAGUGAGAAGGAAUUUGUAUUAGUUGCAUUGAAAGUAAUACUAAAACAAAGUGACUCUCUGAUAGUGAGGUAAAGCUCAGAAAAAUAUCUACAUACAGAUUUCACUUGCACGGCUGACCGGUCCCUCAUGAGGGCACUUUACUGACAUCUCCCUUGCUCAGUCCUGCUUAAAAAAAAAAAGAACUAUUCCUUUAAUACAGCUGUUGCUGAUUAUAAAAACAGUAAUAAUUUUGUUUUAUAUCAAAUCCAAGAAAAGCUAAAGCUUUUCAUAGACAUCUACCAUCUUCAGAGGGAGAAUAUUCUUCAUCCAGUUCCAGAGUCUUCUUGAAAUCUUGAAACUUUCAGAGGAGCUUUACAAGUAUAAUAACCAUCUGGACAACGCAAAUGUUUUGCGCACAUGGCACUAAUGUCUGACUUCACUGUUAUUUACAGAUCGUGAGGGGAACGAUGCUCCCCAUGGCCUCUCAUCUGACCAGUCUGUGUUUGGUGUUUUGCCUCGGCAGCGGCUUGGCCACACCUCUACCAUCCUUCAGUCUCUUGGAGGGAAGUACAGAUGAGGAAGAGCUCACAAACUCCACUUCUCCUCUGACAUAUUUGGUAUUCAGUACAUCAGAAUACCAAACCACCCCUGCCAGCCCCACACAUGUGGAAACUGAGUUUCUGAGUCAGGUUAAGGACUUUAUGGAGGAGAAUAUGCUCCUCAUCCUUGUCGCAAGCUCUUUCAUCCUUCUCUUCUUCCUCAUUGUCUGCGGAGCCAUUUUCAUGAGCCGUAGGCGCAAAGUAAAUGCUUACUAUCCUUCCUCUUUCCCUUCAAAAAUGUAUGUGGACCACAGGGACAAAACCGGUGGGGCCAAACUCUUUAAUGAAGUGCCAGAAAAAGCUGCACCUGAGCAGGAAGUUCAGAUUGUGGACUCACAUAAGCAGCUCCAGGCAGACAUCAUGAGGGCUGCAAAGAGCCUGCGCACACCAAAUAAAUCUGCUGCUGCUGCUGUAGCUGCUGCAGAUGGAGGCGACCCCAGCCAGAAAGAAGCAGACCAAAGUCCUGAAGCCUGCUCCAAACAAGAGGGCAGUAUCCUGGACCAACAGCUUUCAAGUCUCCCUGAGGAAACAGAGCCAUGUGAGCUUCCAGAGAGUGAAAAAGCAGCAGCAGGAUGCACAGAGCUGAAGCCCCCAGAGCAGCAAGAUGACGAUUCAAAGGAGCCUCUGACUGGUACAAGCCUGCGGCCUCCAUCUCUGCAUAUUCACAAUGACUCUGCCACACUUCAGCUCAUUGCAGGAGAGAAAACUGCUUUCUAGCUGCUCUGAAUACUCUCACCUGAGUGUCUGAUUUAAUGAAUGAAAGCUCAAUCAAAAUGUGUCUCCAAAGGACUCGCUGAUGAGUCUGGUGACACCAGACUAGGAGUCUACCAAAGCUGCUUUGAUUCAAGUAUAAAAGUGAUUUACAUCAUAUUAUGUUUGUAUAGAGUAUAAGUGGACACAUUCAGCCGACUGUUGCCAAGCUAUAACUUUAUAUACUAUUCAUGCUGUAGUAGGAGCAUGUAUUAAGUUAUGUAAUAAGCUUUAGUUAUAAAUCAUAUUCCUGUUUA
Molecule: messenger RNA, 3083 nt
Organism: Xyrichtys novacula (pearly razorfish)
Lineage: Eukaryota; Metazoa; Chordata; Actinopteri; Labriformes; Labridae
Source: the annotation of a GenBank genome assembly